This is a messenger RNA of Prorocentrum cordatum, 2764 nucleotides long. The record is from the annotation of a GenBank genome assembly. NCBI's taxonomy places the organism in Eukaryota, Dinophyceae, Prorocentrales, Prorocentraceae.
AAGCCAUUUUGGCUCAAGCUCUUUUUAGGUGCCCCGAGGCGCGCCCGCGUUCCCCCGAGGCGCGCCCCCCGCGCUCCCGCCCCCUCCCCCGCCUCUGCGCGCCGCACUCUCCCUGCGCGUGAGAAAGGGCGUCGGGGGACUGACGAGCGAGGAAGGGCCCCGCCGCCGCCGCUGCCGCCGCGGGGCUCUGCGGCCAUGACGGGCGAGCCCGCCUCCUUCGAGCAGGUGCUGCAGACCCAGCUGGAGGGCCUGCGGAGGAGUCUCGUCGGCGAGCACGGCAGCCGCCUCGCCGCUUCCGCGGAACACCUCAGGGCGCGCGUGGCCUCGCUGGAGGAAGAGAACCGGCGCCUGCGCAGGCAGCUCCCGGGCCGCCCCGGCGAGCCCUCGUCGCCGUGCGGGGGCGCGCGGCCUCCCGCGGCCGCCACGGCGGCGCAGGUGGAGCUCGCAGGCGUGCAGCCCCCGCGGCCGCCCCCGGAGGGGGCCGUGAGCCCGCCGUGCUCCCCUGCGGCCACGUCGGUGGCGGCCGACCUCGACGGCCCCACGGAGGUCCUGGUGGCCACCGUGGCGCCCGGCUGCGUGCCGGCGCCGUCUCUGGGCGAGGGCGCCGCCGUGGCCCGGCCGGGGCGCCAGGUGCCCCGCGGCGCCCCGGAGCCGCUGAAGGACCCCGACCUGUGGUGGGCCAGCGGGGUGCAGAGCGAGGGGUCCGCGGCAGGCUCCCCCCGCGGGCUGCGGCCCCACUCGCGCACCGCCAGCACCGCCGACCAGCAGGUCUUGCCGCGCACGCCCGUCGAGGACCGGUCUCCCAGGGGCGAGCCCCAGACUUUCAAGGUGCUCGACACCUGGGAGCGCGGCCGGCACAAGAUAGGCAGCCGCCGGCAGUCUUUGCAGAGCCUGUGCCGGAAGUCGACCGCUUCCUCCAGCAACACCAUUUGGGCGCUGCUCGGGGAGGAGGACGGGGACCACGAGCCAGCAUGGUGGGAGGAGCGGCUGGAGAGGCUCGUUGUGGAGCCGAACUCCCUCGCCCACAUCUGCUGGGAGUCCGUCGGCCUCGGCCUCGUCUUCUACGACGUCGUCACGGUUCCUCUGCAGCUAUUGGACCCCUUGUGCGGGGUCGUGUUCCUCCUGGCGUCGUGGCUGGCGCGCCUGUUCUGGACCCUGGACGUGCCGUUCGCCUUUCUGACGGGCUUCGUGUCGCCCCAGGGCAGGGUCGAGCUGCGCGCCGCAAAGGUGAUGGCCAACUACGCGAGCAGCCGUCUGCCGCUGGACCUCGGCGUCCUCGCUUGCGACUGGACGGAGGCCCUAGUGUCGAGCGCCAGCGGCGGCGGCGACCCGACGCUGCUGCGCCUCGCGGCGCUGCUGCGGGGCGUGCGGCUGGUGCGGCUGGUGCGCCUGACGAGGGCUCAGCACAUCGCCGCGCUCGCCUCCCAGCACGUCCGCUCCGAAGGCGUCAAGCUGUCCGUCUCCAUUGUUUUGAUUAUGUUCGCGCUGCUGGUGCUGAUUCACGUGAUUGCGUGCGCCUGGCACGGCGUUCGCUAUGGCUUUGAGCUGGGCGCGGCCCGAGACCGCGGACUCGGCGAGGACUACUCUGAGGCGUUCCACUGCGUGCUGGCGCUCUUCUUGGGGGAGCACCUGGUGCCCCCUCAGAGCGUGGGCGAGCGCGUCUUCACCAUCCUGGUGCUGAUCUUCAGCUUCAUGGUGUCGUCCUGCUUCGUCGGUUCCCUCACCACCGCGAUGACCCAGCUGCGGUUCAUCGCCGGCAAGCGGUCCACGCAGUUCGCCGCCCUCAACCACUACCUCUCCGACGCAGGCAUCUCCCGCGAGCUGUCCGCCCGAGUGGUGCUCAACGCGCGGCACGCCCUGCGCGAGCAGAAGCGGCACACGCCCGAGAGCAGCGUGGAGCUGCUGCAGCUCAUCUCCGACCCGUUAAGGUCCGAGAUCCACUUCGAGGUCUUCUCACCGAUGCUCGUCGUGCACCCGUUCUUCCACCUGCUCAACGGCGUGAAUCCGGCAAGCGUGCGCCACGUGUGCCACGCGUCCGUGUCGGCCGUGUCGCUGUCGCGGGGCGACGUGCUGUUCUCCGAGUUCGAGGUGCCCACAGCGCCGAGGAUGUUCUUCGUGCUGCGUGGCCGGCUGAGCUACGCCCGCGGCACGGAGGCGCAGCGGGCCGUCGACCGCACCUGGCUGUCCGAGCCCGUGCUGUGGACGACCUGGGCGCACCGGGGCACUCUGCGCGCCCAGACCGAGGCCAAUCUGCUGGCGCUGGACGCUCACAGGUUCGUCAACAUCAUGAGCACUUUCCCCACGCUGCACAGCCUGAACUACGCCACCAAGUUCGUGGAGAACCUCAACCAGGAGGGGUUCGGCGGCUCGCUGACGGACCUCGGGGCGUCGGAGGACGAAGCCCGGCGGCUCGCCGUGCAGGCCUUCCAGGAGAGCGACCUCAACUUCGAGCCACCCCCCGAGUGGGCCACCGGCCGGCGGAUGUCCAACCUGUCCGUGGCGUCGAUGCUCUCCGCCACCUCGCGCAGGCUGUCCACGGCCAGCGCGACUCGGGCCAGCCGCAGGAUGUCCGGCGCGGCGGUGGUGCCGACGUCGCCGCAGCCGCCCGGGCCGGGCUCGUGAGCGGCCCCGCGCGCGGGCGGCGGGCGGGCCGUGGCGGUCCUCCUGGCCGCCGUCGUGGCCUCAGGACGCGCGACGGCCUGCUCUGGAGGUCUUCGUCGGCGCAGCAGGGAGGCGCGUUUUUAUUCUCAGCCACGGUGGGGAG